AUCGAGUAGAUGGAACAGGUCAAAUGGAUUAAACAGCUCUGCCGAGUGCGAGCUUUCUCUAUUGUGAGCAGAUCAAGGCGACAGGGUGGGCCUACACCGCGAGCCUCGCCCACGAGGCGCCGCCCUCCUCGUCUCUUUCAACUCCGGCUGCUGCGUGGCCGCGCGAGAGCAACUGCCGAUUGUUGCACGUCUCCGAACUCCGACGGUGGUUCCGGACGUGGCGUAGCGUGGCGUGGCGUGGCGUGGCCUGUUUGGUCGGGCUGGGAUAAGAUCCAACCUUGUCCGUUCAUGCUGGAUAGGAAUUGGUAGACACCUAGACACCGAAGCACUCAAGCCAUGAGCCAUGGAUGCAAGCGAGCACGGCCAAGCUUUUAGCUUUUCUUCUUUAUCGGUCAUGGAUUUCGUAGACCGUAUUAUUAUGCUUUUUGGCAUCCAAUCACAGUCUAGUUUGUGGAUAAUCUAACAAGGAGCCCCGUGUCCAAGAAGCUGCCGUGGUGAAUCGACGACAAAACCAAGCCCAAAGAUGGCUCCUUUUCCACCUUUCUUUACUGUCUCCCUUGUCUUUGCUGAUCUACCGCCUGAGCGGCCGUCGGAUCGCCACCAGUUCGAUCUGUGAUUUGCUAGGGAGGUAGAUGUCGCUGCGUGUGGAGCAAGACUACAUAGGCUCCUCGGAGCGGGAGUUUUCCGUUGGAGGCGGCGAGGAAGGGGCUCUCAACCUCAGGGCGACGGAGCUCAGGUUGGGGCAGCCUGGGUCAGAGUCGCACCACCGGGACGACAAGGUCGGGCUAACCCUAGAUCUUCUCCCCAAGAGCUUCGCCUCCGGCGCCAAGAGGGGGUUCUUCGACGCCAUCGAUAAUGCCGGGAAGUGGGAGUGGGGCCUUGCGGCCGGCGAGGGCGGGUCUGAGGUGGACUUGGCGAAAGGCGGCUGCUUGUUAUCGACCUCGGGCCAGGCCUCAGAACAAGGGAAUGUAGGGAAGGUGGCAGCUCACUGCGGUGGUUCCAUUGGGAGAGAUGGCUCGGUGGCUCCGGCGGCGAAGGCACAGGUGGUUGGUUGGCCACCGGUCCGAAGUCAUCGAAAGAAUAGUACCAUGGCCACAAAUCCAUCGAAAACUAAAGAUGAUGCCGAGGGUAAACAAGGGCUAAAUUGCCUAUAUGUGAAGGUUAGCAUGGAUGGAGCUCCUUAUCUUAGAAAAGUUGAUCUCAAAAUAUACAAAAACUACAAAGAACUUUCAUUGGCACUCGAGAAAAUGUUCAGAUGCUUCACGAUCGGUCAGUGUGAUUCUCAAGUAACACCAGGCAAUGAGGGAUUAUCUGAGAAUCGUUUGACUGACCUUCUAAAUGGUUCUGAAUACGUACUUACUUAUGAAGAUAAGGACGGAGACUGGAUGCUUGUUGGUGAUGUGCCAUGGGGGAUGUUCACAGACUCCUGUAGGCGGCUUCGGAUCAUGAAAAGUUCGGAUGCUAUUGGUCUAGCUCCAAAGGGCACGAAGUCCCGGAACCACAACUAGACGCGUGACACACAUGAAUCAGAAGCUGCAGGUGCGACUGCAAAUAGAGUCGAAGGGGUUUUAGUUAGCAAUUGUUUGAUGUAUCUUGUGAGUAAGACUUGCAAGUAGGUUCCCUAUCUUGUUUUGCGAAAUAAGUUUAGACUAGUCUGCCUCCUCCAUGCUUCUUUCGUUUCUGCAAUGUAAAUGGUAGUCUUGCUGCUUGCGACAUUUGAAUGUUAUUAUUGGCUGUAAAGUAGGCCUUCUAUACGAAUACCAUUGAACGCCUGACUGUUCGUCUAACUUCAUAUGAUGAAAAGACUAUAAUUUUGUCAA
Molecule: messenger RNA, 1820 nt
Organism: Zingiber officinale
Lineage: Eukaryota; Viridiplantae; Streptophyta; Magnoliopsida; Zingiberales; Zingiberaceae
Product: auxin-responsive protein IAA21-like
Exons: 6
Coding region: 633-1508 (291 amino acids)
Biological process (GO): regulation of DNA-templated transcription
Cellular component (GO): nucleus
Molecular function (GO): protein binding
Source: RefSeq, a predicted model, not a curated record